Messenger RNA from Exophiala oligosperma, 2455 nucleotides. RefSeq lists its product as uncharacterized. The transcript is spliced from 2 exons. Bases 261 to 2285 code for a protein of 674 amino acids. The record is from RefSeq and is a predicted model, not a curated record. Lineage: Eukaryota; Fungi; Ascomycota; Eurotiomycetes; Chaetothyriales; Herpotrichiellaceae.
ACGUUGUACACAUACUCGAAGGGUAAGCCAAAUCCUCAAGUACGCGACUCUCACAGUCCAACGGGUUAUUGAUGAGGACGUGAACUUGAACGUUUGGACAUUUGGAAUUGGCUCACCCUCUUUUUCUUGUUUCUUGCUGGCUCACCUCGACAAGUUCACACUUUCAUCCUCACUACCGGUGUACAGCAUCGUGUAACGCCGAGACCCGGAUCGAAAACACCUUUGCUGAAGUGCUAAAGUACUAAAAUAGGUAUCAAACUAUGGCUUUUGGUACAUGGACCCGACCACACACUCAAAAGCACACUCGAACACAGACUCAGUCUCGGGUAUAUCGUACAAACGAUGACAGUGCCAAUGUCAAUACCGAUACUCAUACAAAUGGUAAUAUCGAUGUCAAUGACGGUGUCAAUGGUGACGACAAUAUUCCCACCAAAAAGAAAAAAUACGUCCGAGUCAUCACGGAAAAACGUCGGGAACAAAAUCGAAGAGCACAAAAGUUAUACAAGGAGAGAUUGAAGAAGAAACUUGUAGAUUUGGAAGGGUUAGCACAGAGUGUUGGUGUGGUUGUUGUUGAUGGCAGACCUAUUGAUACGAAGAAGACGACAACGACACCCGAUGUAUCGACCACGAAAAACAAAAUUAUUCCUACUGGUACGAUAAGUGAUGAUUGCCAUCGAGGUUCAGAUCUACGCCGUCGGUCGUCGCCAUCAUCUCACCCGAAAGGUAUACACGACACACAUGAUCAAUCAUCAUCAGAGACAAGACCUCACGCGAAACGUACACACAACACACAACAUCAAUCGUCAUCACUACCAGGUACAAUACCAGACACGAUAAAUCUAAAUCUGGCCGAUGCCUUCACCGCCGCUGGCGACUUGCCCUUUGCCUCGGGACCUAUCCCGGGCAUGAAUUUCUCCGGGCGAGAUAUUGCAACACCCACACCCCCUCCAACGACACACGACAUCGAAUCUCUUUUCGACCCCAACCUGGAUCCGAGUCUCCUGCGCAACAACAUCCACGAGGACCUCGACGACGUCGAUCUCCGUCAUAUAUGGCCCAUGCCUCCCCGAUCUCCCGGACAAACGCAAGAAACAUACUCUCCCGCCGCACUUCUCGGUGACAAACGAAGAAGCAGGAAACACCACCAGCACAGCACGGCUAUGAUCCUGACGCCACAAUCGACCCAGUAUAAUAGUCCACCAUCACGAUCCGGACGAUCCGGGAUGUUUCCCGCGUUCGGUGCCAAUUAUAACCAUCACUCGUCGAACGGGACGAACCACAACAACAGCAGCAGCAGCAGCAACUACAUCCGCUUCGUGCCCGUGCAAGCCUCACACCUACCCGACCCAUACUCCAACCACAUGAGAUUGUGGUUGGAGGACAACAUCGAGGCGUCCAUCGCGGUCGCCAGCGCCGUGGGGAUAAGCAGGAGUGAAUACAUCAACGACCACCCGAGUAGGUUCCCGGGUUGUUACAUCAAACUCAACCAGCCGGACAACCGAUCCCUAACCCGACCGGUUCGAUACACCGGCUUCGACUAUCCUUGUACGGGAGGGGGCGUGUUACACUCGGACACGAGGUGGCCACUGGGUCACGGAGUGCUCGUGACCAAGGAGUUGCAAGACCACAUGGACCGGGUCCAACCCGCCCUGAGACCCACACCGGCGCAGUUGUUGCAACCUCACCCGAGUUACUUGGACUGUAUAGUUUUCCCGUUCGUGAGGGAACGCGCCAUCUGCGCGAGCACCCGUGGACUGUUGGACCACGCCGAGUUGUUUCUGGAUCUGAUGCACGGCGGGAUGGUGUGUUGGGGAGGUGGGAGCGGCACGACCACCAGGGCCGGCAGGAGGGACACGGGCGGUGACGGUCACCGCUCGACCACGCGCAGCCGGGGCAUGGCCGGGGACGUCGCCUGGGACACCAGGAGCUGGGAGGCCAAAAGAUGGUUCUUGAAAAAGUGGGAAUGGUUGGUGGGGAGCGAGGAAGAUGAAGAACGGAGAGGGGACGUCUUGGGUAUCUGGAGGGGCAGUAGAUGGUGGUGGAGGAUGAGAGGUGAAGAAGAAGAUGAUGAUGAGGAGGAGGAGGAGGAGGAGGAGGAUGAUGAUGGUUUCAGUGAUGUUGAAGAUUUGGAUCUGGGUGAUUUGGAUAAUUUCAAUGGUAUCGAAAGUGUGGAGGAUGGACAGGAGAUGGGAACGAUCCAAAGAGGCAUGUAUCCUGACUUGCCUCUACGGAAUGACGAGAUGGAUGGUGGGAGGGUCAUUGAGAUUGAAGGGCAUUGUUUAUGAUUUCCACUUUGCAUACGUUACAGAAGUGUACGCACUAUGGGGAUGGAUAUGAUCAUUAAUGUCUAGGGAAAAUUAUGGAUAUGGAUAUGGAUAUGAGUACGAGUACUUAUGAAGACAGCAAUGAUUGUGAGGGAAAUAAUGCAAAGGGAAAAAAAAGGAGGGAAAAUGUU